AUGAAUAACUUGGUUUUUGAGUCGUUCGACGUCCGUUAUCCUCCAACCUCUGAGAGAGAUUCAGAGGGCGGUGGCAGCACCACCAAACCCAUCAUCGUCCUCCAGGAGGAUGACAGGGUUCCUGCCACUAAGAGGAAGGCCAGCAGGCCUCCACACGCCCCUGGAAAGAGGUCCAGGGAUACAGGUGAACCCGCUGCUGUCUCAGCAGAGACCGUCAGGGAGAGGGAGAGGGAGAGCUGUACCGAGCGGCUGUCGACCACAGAGACCCCUGGUAGCUGUGAUGUCCAGCCAAGCUCCAGCAACCCCUCAACCCCCCGACAGGACAACGGGAACACCUACAUGUCAGCCUCAGAGAGCAGAGCACGUUUUGAAAGAAAGUACCUGCAGCUUCAGAUUCUCGGGGAAGGAGGCUUCGGAUCAGUUUAUUCUGGGAGAAGAAGAGCUGAUAAUUUCCCAGUGGCCAUCAAACACAUCCCUAAAAAGACUGUUGAGACUCGACCAGUGUUCCACCUUGGGAAGGUGCGCCAGGUCCCGCUGGAGGUGCUGCUCAUGAUGAAAGCAGCAGGCCGACCGGCUUCAGCGGGGAAAUCUGCAGUCGUGUCGUUCUUGGACUGGUAUGACCUGGAGCAGGAGGUUCUCCUGGUCAUGGAGAGACCAGUUCCCUCCGUGGACCUGUUCAAUUACAUCCUGAACAACGGUGGUCCCCUGCAGGAGGACACGGCUCUGAGCAUCAUGAAGCAGCUGGUGAAUGCAGUCCUGCACAUGCACUCCAACAGAGUCUUCCAUCGUGACAUCAAGUCAGAGAACAUCCUCAUACAGACCGGCUCCGACGGUCUUCGAGUGAGGAUCAUAGACUUCGGAUGUGGGUGCGUCUUGACUGACGGAGCUUACCGCAAGUUUGCAGGAACCCCUGACUUCGCGCCUCCAGAGUUGUACAUGUGUGGGGGCUACGAGGCCGGCCCCACCACAGUCUGGCAGUUAGGUGCUCUGCUCUACGAAAUGCUGGAUGGACUUCCCCAGUUUACCACCACAGAGUUCAUCUGCGACAGCAUUAGAUUCAGCAGUGAGUUGUCGCGCGGCUGCCUGGACCUACUGAAUUUGUGUUUGGUUUUGGACCCUUCGGAGCGGGCCACCCUGGAGCAGCUGCAGCAGCACCCCCGCAUAAGACACUCAGCCUGA
This is a messenger RNA of Cololabis saira (Pacific saury), 1179 nucleotides long. Its product is annotated as serine/threonine-protein kinase pim-1-like. The record is from RefSeq and is a predicted model, not a curated record. Gene Ontology annotation, biological process: negative regulation of apoptotic process; protein autophosphorylation; regulation of mitotic cell cycle. Bases 1 to 1179 code for a protein of 392 amino acids. NCBI's taxonomy places the organism in Eukaryota, Metazoa, Chordata, Actinopteri, Beloniformes, Belonidae. Gene Ontology annotation, molecular function: protein serine/threonine kinase activity; ATP binding. Gene Ontology annotation, cellular component: cytoplasm. The transcript has 8 exons.